Messenger RNA from Podospora anserina S mat+, 645 nucleotides. RefSeq lists its product as uncharacterized. The record is from RefSeq and is a predicted model, not a curated record. The coding region runs from base 1 to 645 and encodes 214 amino acids. Gene Ontology annotation, cellular component: mitochondrion. The transcript is spliced from 2 exons. Gene Ontology annotation, biological process: autophagy of mitochondrion. NCBI's taxonomy places the organism in Eukaryota, Fungi, Ascomycota, Sordariomycetes, Sordariales, Podosporaceae.
AUGGCAACGAGGGGCGUCUCGGCGCUCAAGUUUGUGGGGACGGUGUCGUUGGGGUUGUUGACGGGCCUCUCCUACACCCUAACAACCCUCACCAUCCCCUCCCUCCUCAACCUCCCCUCCGCCACCACAGCCCUCCGCGCCUUUGACUCCCUCACCACAACCUCGACCAAACAACUCCGAUCCCUCUCCGGCCUCUCCGGAACCGCCUUCCUCCUCGCAUACUAUCUCUCCCCCAAACCCCUCCGCCACCCCUACCUCCUCUACACCUCGGCCCUCAUCCUCGGCUCCCAGCUCGUCGUGACGGAUUUGGUCGCUCCUUACAUCUCCCUCGGACCUUCUUCCCCCGCCACCACUGCCGGCAGCAAGAAGUCCUUCCCCCAGCAAAAGAAGAAGAAGCCCUCUGCCUCUGCCCGCGCGAGAAUGGAAGCCAGCUACGAGGUCCUUGGUGAAGAGCAAGAGGAAGAGAGCGAGGAGGAUGAGGUGUUGGAGGUUGGGGAGGAGGCGAACGGGGAGGAGGUGAGGGCCAAGGUGGAGGGGUGGCUCAAGAAGCAGGUUGUCCAGGUGUCUGUCUUGGGACUGGGGUUCUUCAUGUCGGUUGUGGGGAUUUGGGGGGAUGGGGUGGUGAAUGUUUAUGGGAGGGUUUAA